GGUUCCAGGAGGAGAAUGCCCCUUUCGAAUGCCACCCACUUUCAUUCCCCCACCUUCAUCCUGCUGGGGGUCCCGGGGCUGGAGGCGCUUCACUCCUGGAUCUCCAUCCCCUUCUGCCUUGGCUACCUGGUUGCUCUCGUGGGCAACUGCACCAUCCUCUUCAUCAUCAAAACGGAAGCCAGCCUCCACCAGCCCAUGUUCUACUUCCUCUCUGUCCUUCCGGCCAUUGACCUGGGCCUCUCCACCUCCACCCUGCCCAAGAUGCUGGCCAUCUUCUGGUUUGGCCUUGGGGAGAUCAGCCAUGGGGCCUGCCUGGCUCAGAUGUUCUUCAUCCACAGCUUCACGGGGAUGGAGUCUGUCGUGCUGCUAGCCAUGGCCUUUGACAGGUAUGUGGCCAUCUGUGACCCUCUGAGAUACACCACUAUCUUGACCAAGGCAAGGGUAGCCUGAAUGUGUGCUGCCGUUGUGCUGAGGACAUUCUUAUUUGUGCUGCCCAUUUCCCUGUUGACUCUCUGCCUGCCCUUCUGCAGCGAUCACGUCAUCCUUGCCCACACCUACUGUGAGCACAUGGGCAUCGCCAAGCUGGCCUGUGCUGACAUCCGGAUCAAUAUGAUUUAUGGCUUGUUCACUAUUACCAUCCUCAUGCUUGAUGUGGUCUUCAUUCUUUUGUCCUAUGUGCUGAUCUUGCGGUCUGUUUUCCGGCUCCCCUCCAAAGAGGCCCGGCUCAAAUCCUUGGGCACUUGCGACUCUCAUGUUGCAGUCAUUUUUGUCUUCUACACUCCUGCCUUCUUCUCCCUCCUCACCCACCGCUUCGGACGCAACAUCCCCCAGAGUCUGUCGUGCUGGAUGAGGACCCCUGGCCUACACUGA
Messenger RNA from Podarcis muralis (Common wall lizard), 870 nucleotides. The record is from RefSeq and is a predicted model, not a curated record. Lineage: Eukaryota; Metazoa; Chordata; Lepidosauria; Squamata; Lacertidae.